Molecule: messenger RNA, 1667 nt
Organism: Cyprinodon tularosa
Lineage: Eukaryota; Metazoa; Chordata; Actinopteri; Cyprinodontiformes; Cyprinodontidae
Product: THAP domain-containing protein 6-like
Exons: 5
Source: RefSeq, a predicted model, not a curated record
ACACGUACAAAUCUCUCCUUUUUUUUUCCUCUUCGAAGGUUUCCCAAAGACAAUAAUGCGAGGAAGAAGUGGGAAGUGUCUUUAAGGAGAGAGGGAUUCACUGCGAGUGAUACAUCUGUGCUGUGCAGCGAGCAUUUUCAGCAGGAUGAUUUCGACAGGACGGGUCAGAUUGUCCGCCUGAAAGAUGGUGUUUUUCCAUCGAUAUUCAGGUUUCCAGAUCACCUCCAAGAACCAAAAAAGUGCAGGACUUCAGUGAUCGUCAAAACAGCUGACGUUACUCCGCCUGUGGCUUCUCAGGAGGCCCCAGAAACGUGUACCUCACACCCAAAACCUCAGCCUAAUGAUGAUCAUUGCUAUGCUUUGCCUUCCUCUCUUACUGCCGUUACGGCUAAGCUGAAGGAGGCUUUGGCGAGGGUGGAAAGUCUGGAGCGGGAGAGGAAAAACGCCAUGGCCAGGGAAAAGAGGGCAAGGACCAUAGUUCAGUGUCUUUUUGGGGAGUUGAAUGAAAAGAAACUCCUUAAUAAAGGGCUUAAGGAAAAGCUUGAAUUCUACUCAGAUCUUCAACUGGACUUCAUGAUGCAGGGCAAUGAGUACACAAAGGAGCACAAAGAAUUCGCCCUAACGCUCUAUGUGCACGGACCAAAGGCGUACAAAUACCUCAGGAAGACAGGAAAAUUUCCCCUCCCACACCCACAUACUUUACAAAGGUGGCGAUGUUCAAUGGAGGCUAAAUCUGAGCAGGUACCAGACUCUGCGAAGUCCACGAAACGUCGAGAGGACAAGCAGAUAAAAAGAUGACAUCCUGUCUGGUGUGAAGAUGUCCUCUGCUGAAGAGCAGAUGUAGGAGGAUUUCAUCAGAGAUGUUUUACUAUCUUCGUUUUAACACAGCUACCAGCUUAUUACACUGAAAAACAAUGGUGGCCUAGUGAUCCCAUCGCAAGGUGCAGAAAGCGACACAGAGAGCAAUUGGAAGAGCAUCAAGAGUGACCUCCAAAGGAGUCCACCCCUCAUCAGUGAAGACGUUCAAACAGAAUGCUGUUCUGCUUAGGAAAUGCAUUAAGGAGACACAAUUUGAUAACCUUCAUUCUGACUUAUUGCCAUUUUGUCUGUCUAAAAAACAGACAUGAAUGGCAGUACAAGGAAAACAUCUCUGCAAACCUAUCCUGUUCCAGGGGGCAGGACAGGUUUGCAGGGUUUGGGCUCAAUGUAAAACCUUUAUGAGACACUGUACACAUGCAUAUUUGGUUUGGGGUCAGGGCAGAUAACUGGAUGUAGCCUUUACUCUGGUCUUGCUCAGCCACAAAACAUGACUGGGCCAGACUGCAACUAGCAAUCAGGUCUGCAGAGACGAUUAUCAGGCCUUUCUUACCUCUGACCAAUAAGUAGACAUGUUUAUGGUUAGAAGACAGACUGCAAACAUCUUUGCAGACCCAACAUUGUAACCUUUGGGUAGUAAAUAGACUAGAUGCACAAUAUUAACGGUAAGUAUUAGUUCACCUGCGUUGCUUUACAAUAUGAUCUUAAAUGACAUCUCAUUCUUAAUCUACAGGGUUGAGUGUUGGGUUGUUACGCCCUUUGCCGUCAUAACAUCUCUAGAAAGGCUGUCCACAUGAUUUAGGAGCAUGUUUAUAGCUUUAAUUGCUGAAUUAAAUGUUUUUGAAUUACAA